Messenger RNA from Carica papaya (papaya), 1148 nucleotides. Its product is annotated as vacuolar protein sorting-associated protein 24 homolog 1. Lineage: Eukaryota; Viridiplantae; Streptophyta; Magnoliopsida; Brassicales; Caricaceae. Gene Ontology annotation, biological process: vacuolar transport. The record is from RefSeq and is a predicted model, not a curated record.
AGAAGGAAAAACGAAGACUUGACCCGGUUAACAGCGUCCUUCUCUUUGCUUCAGGUCCUGAAAUAUCAAAAACCAUCAAACUCAUAUCCGAUCAUCAAUCCAUUCUCAAGGGAAAAAAGAUUUUCAUCAUUCAAUCAACCAAAACUGGGAUCAUCUUCUGUAGAAAAGUAGUUGUCUUUGUCCAUCUAUAGGGUUUAAAACACAGAGAAAGAGAGAUGGAGAAGGUGAUGAAUAUCAUAAAGCCAAAGCCAAACCCACAACAGCAGCUGAGAGAUUGGCAGCGUAGACUUCGCCAAGAGUGCCGCAACAUUGAACGCCAGAUCCGAGAUAUCCAGAGAGAAGAAAGAAACGUACAGAAAGCUAUUAAGGAUGCUGCCAAGAGAAACGACAUGGGCUCUGCCAAGGCACUUGCUAAAGAAAUUGUGCAGUCAAGAAAAACAGUUAAUCGUCUUCAUGAAAAUAAGGCACAACUGAAUUCAAUAUCAAUGCACCUUGGAGAAAGUGUUGCAAUUGCUCGUACAGUUGGACAUCUGUCCAAAAGUGCUGAGGUCAUGAAACUCGUCAAUAAUCUCAUGAAGGCUCCAGAGGUGGCUGUCACAAUGCAAGAAUUCAGUAAAGAAAUGACCAAGGCCGGAGUAAUUGAGGAAUUUGUGAAUGAUGCUGUUGAUACAGCACUUGAUUCUGAGGAUAUAGAAGAGGAGAUAGAAGAAGAAGUUGAUAAGGUAUUGACUGCAAUAGCAGGUGAGACUGCUGCAGAGCUACCAGAGGCAGUCAGGAGGGAAAGAGUUAAGCAGCCUGCUCAGAGAGCAGGACCUGCCCAAGAGCAAGAAGCCAUACCUGAAGGGGUUGAUGAUGAGGAAGAACUAGAAGAAUUAAGGGCCCGACUUGCGAAAGUCAGGUCCUAACUUGCGCUACUCGGUUUUAUCUUUUCCCUUUGCAUGAGAGAAGGGGUGAGUAUGUUAACUUGUAUAUCCAACGAUGUUGGAUUAACAGUGCUGAAGUAACAUUGAGAAUGAGAUAAAGAAAAAUGCCUGUAUGAUAAUGAAAGCAGCAUUUUAUGUAGACUAACAAGCUAUAUUUGUGCAAUAUCUUAGCUGAAAACAUUGUUAUUGAUUUCAGAAAGUUAUUGAUUAGCUUUUCCCCUGGUA